AUGGCGCCUCCUUCGCGCACGCCUGCCAUUUCCCGUGGUGGUGUUGGGUGGGCAAGAACCCGUGGCCGUCAUGUGAAACUAGCAUCCACGGCGGAUGUAGUCCAUGAUCGUUCGAAGAUACUCGAAAUGAGCUAUUGUGUCUAA
Molecule: messenger RNA, 144 nt
Organism: Parastagonospora nodorum SN15
Lineage: Eukaryota; Fungi; Ascomycota; Dothideomycetes; Pleosporales; Phaeosphaeriaceae
Exons: 2
Coding region: 1-144 (47 amino acids)
Source: RefSeq, a predicted model, not a curated record